CGCGUGGUGCGCCUCUACCGGCGCGCGCUCAAGACGCAGUACUCCUGGGCCGUGGACCGCCAGGUCUUCAUCGGCGAGGCCGAGAAGCUGCGGGCGGCCUUCGACAAGCACGCGGCGCUCGAGCCGAGCUCCGCCAAAGCCAUGGCGCUCCUCAAGGCGGGCGAGGCGAAGCUCGUCGACUACACGCACCCGGACAAGUACAUCUGCGCCUACAUGCCCGGCGGGUCCCUCUACAUGCGCAACCCGCCGCUGCCC
Molecule: messenger RNA, 255 nt
Organism: Aureococcus anophagefferens
Lineage: Eukaryota; Pelagophyceae; Pelagomonadales; Pelagomonadaceae
Exons: 1
Biological process (GO): mitochondrial electron transport, NADH to ubiquinone
Source: RefSeq, a predicted model, not a curated record